This is a messenger RNA of Syngnathoides biaculeatus (alligator pipefish), 1225 nucleotides long. RefSeq names its product hydroxyacid oxidase 2 (long chain) (gene hao2). The record is from RefSeq and is a predicted model, not a curated record. Gene Ontology annotation, molecular function: FMN binding; oxidoreductase activity. The coding region runs from base 15 to 1124 and encodes 369 amino acids. NCBI's taxonomy places the organism in Eukaryota, Metazoa, Chordata, Actinopteri, Syngnathiformes, Syngnathidae. The transcript is spliced from 8 exons.
AGAGCGAAGAAAGAAUGAGCAUUUGUAACCGAGAGGGGGGUCAGUGUGCCGAGAUGGCCAUGGUAUGCCUGACAGAUUUUGAGGAGUAUGCCAAGGAGCAUCUGUCCAAGGCCACAUGGGACUACUACGCUGCCGGAGCUGAUGAGUGCUGCACCCGAGACGACAACCUGCUAGCCUAUAAGCGGAUCCGCCUGAGACCUCGUAUCCUGCGUGACGUGUCGGUGAGCGACACCCGCACUACCGUGCAGGGAACGGAGAUCAGCUUCCCGGUGGGCAUCGCGCCCACGGCCUUUCACUGUCUGGCCUGGCACGAGGGGGAGAUGGCCACAGCAAGAGCCACCGAGGCGUUAAACACGUGCUACAUCACCAGCACCUAUUCCACGUGCUCGGUGGAGGAGAUCGUGGCGGCGGCACCCAACGGCUACCGAUGGUUCCAGCUCUACGUGUACCGCGACCGCAAGCUGUCGGAGCAGAUUGUCCACCGCGUGGAGGCGCUGGGCUUCAAGGCCCUGGUGCUCACCGUCGACGUACCGUACACGGGGAAGCGGCGGAACGACAUCCGCAACCAGUUCAAGCUCCCACCACAUCUCAAAGUCAAGAACUUCGAUGGCGUCUUUCAGGAAGCAUCAGGACCAGAGGAGUACGGGAUCCCAGCCAACACUUUGGAUCCAUCAAUUAGCUGGAAGGACGUCUACUGGCUCCAAUCCAUCACACGGCUGCCCAUCAUCAUCAAGGGGAUCCUGACUAAGGAGGACGCCGAGCUGGCGGUGGAGCAUGGCGUCCAGGGCGUCAUCGUGUCCAACCACGGCGGGAGGCAGCUGGACGGCGGCCCGGCCUCGAUCGACGCGCUGUCUGAGAUCGUGGACACGGUGCAAGGCCGGAUCGAGGUUUAUCUGGACGGGGGCAUCCGGACGGGCAGCGAUGUGCUCAAGGCGCUGGCCUUGGGGGCCAAGUGCGUGUUCAUCGGCCGGCCGGCAGUCUGGGGCCUUGCGUACAAGGGAGAGGAAGGAGUGCGGGAGGUGCUGCAAAUUCUAAACGACGAAUUCCGCCUGUCCAUGGCUUUAUCGGGUUGCCGGAAUGUGGCGGAAAUCAACAGGAACCUCAUCCAGUUUUCCAAACUGUGACCGGCUCGCCUGCACAAGGCAGCGGGACAUUUUCAACAUAAGCCAACACCUGUUUUUACUGUAAUCUAAACAAAAGGGAUCCCAACAAACUGUACACUGAA